UUCCAAGCUGUGGUGCAGGAGGAACUCGUCAAUUACAGCCAGCGAAUGCAUCCUCAGUGGGUCACUGAUCUUCGGCCACUGCAAACCAACCAUGUCAAGGAGUAUCUUACAGAUGCACCUUAUCUCAUAUUGAUCUUCAAGCAGACCUACGGUCUUUUGAAUGAUGGAAGGCGAAAGAGACACUACUACAAUGAGAUAUCCACUUCAAUAUCGGCUGGAAUCCUCUUGUGCUCCCUUCAAGCUGCAGGGCUUUCGUCCCUGGUCACCACUCCUUUAAACUGCGGCCAUGCCUUGAGAUCUCUCCUUAAGCGACCCGUAAAUGAAAAAUUACUUAUUCUAUUGCCUGUUGGGUAUCCAAAAGAUGGCUGUACAGUACCGGAUUUGGAAAGAAAGAAUUUGUCAAAUAUUAUGGUUUCAUUUUAAGAUAUGUUUUUAAUAAUUACACAUCAGUUCAAUAAAGACAUAGAAAUAA
Drosophila eugracilis is the source of this 472-nucleotide messenger RNA. It is a transcript of the gene Iyd, whose product is annotated as iodotyrosine deiodinase 1. Lineage: Eukaryota; Metazoa; Arthropoda; Insecta; Diptera; Drosophilidae. Gene Ontology annotation, molecular function: oxidoreductase activity. The record is from RefSeq and is a predicted model, not a curated record. The annotation marks the transcript as partial. The transcript has a single exon.